AUGGCGGAUCCGAGCAUUCAUAGCGGUCCUGAACAAGUUAGAAGCACGCGUGGCAGGCCCGGGAGACGAGUUGUGGGCAAGAGGGCACCAGAGGAUGUGGCCAGCUCCGAGGUUUCCAAGAGACCAAGAAUCCAGGGCACGAGCACGGCUUGCGACAAGGAUUCCGAUAAGCGAGAAAUCAUGGAGCCCGCAAAGCCCGAGUCUGAGGCGAUCAGCUCCGCUGGAGCCACCAUGUUGCAAAGUGAUGGGUAUUCUUGCGAGCACUUCGAUGGCAAGAUUGAGAGGACGUUCUGCGCCCAUUGCGAUCGUAGAAUAUGGAGCUUGCGAUGCGGGGUAGACCGCGAGCAGGGUUGGCUUCACCCUGAGUGUUUUUUGGAAUGGUGCCCCUCCGCUCGCUGCACUCCGCCAGGUCUGGUAACCCAAUUUGCUAUGCUGAGCCCAUCUCAGCAGUGCUGCACUUUGCAGCUUUUGAACAAGGUGCACACGACGCCGGCAAAAGCACGCCAAUUACAGAUGGUGGAGACUGAGUAUUAUGAGGCACAAGACCUGCGCGAUGCCACUGCCGAAGAUGAACGGCUGGUCGAGCACGAGCAAGUCGUCUCCCAAUUGGCGGGGAAGUUUGCACUUGCGCAGCUGAUUGCGGCAAUGGGCGCCCGAAGCAGCAGUCAGCUUGAGAAUUCUGUCCAGUUGGCCGAAAAAGUGCUUGAUGCGCAGAACCCUGUUUUGGAGGAAGCGAAGCGCCAAGUCAGCAGCAUCGCAAGUUUGAAGCGAGCAUUGCUUAGCCAGAAAGUGUCCGACCUUGCAGAUGCCAUCGCUCAAGCGGAGGCCUGCGGGCUGCCGAGCAAGAUGACCGAAGCAGCAAGAGAUCAGCUCGCAAAAGAGACUGCAAAAGCAGAAGCCUUUCAAGAGCUUAAGUCUGCCCGACGAAGCCGCGACCCAGAGCGAAUGGCCAGCGCGUCAACAAGAGCUGCCAGUCUUGGCGUUGAGGCUCCAAACCUCAUUCUCGAGCUUGCUACAGAUGCAGCUUCGAUAGUGAAGGACAGGCGCAGGCGCUUGCAGUCGGAGGCGCGGAACGACUUGAUCCUGUGCUCAGAUUUGGACCCGGCUGUCAAGUCGGAAACCUUGAUCGUCGCGAUAAACCGCGCAACUGCAGCAGGGUUGAGCCCCGUUGACCUACACGAUGCCCACGUCAUUCUGGAUAAGAAAUUGCUUUUGGAAGAACUGUCGUUGGCGGUCCAUGAGGAGCGGACGUGCGACGUUCGAGCGCUGCAUGCACGGGCACAGCACCUGUGCCUUUCGCGUGAGUUGCUGCUUCCUGCUGCUCGUUUUCUGGAAAUCGAAGCGACAAUUGAUGAGGCGGUCGAGGCGAUCUUCACCCGCCCACGCCGACGUGACUGGGUUCCUGCCCUUCAGCGCCUCCGUCGACUUGGCGUGAACAACGCGUUGACGCACAUGGCAGAGCACUUUGGCCUUAUCGGCGACCCGUAA
Messenger RNA from Symbiodinium sp. CCMP2592, 1488 nucleotides. The record is from the annotation of a GenBank genome assembly. NCBI's taxonomy places the organism in Eukaryota, Dinophyceae, Suessiales, Symbiodiniaceae.